AUGAGCCAAGAAAAUCCAGUCAAAAUUGCUGUUGUCGGCGCCGCAGGUCUCAUUGGAGUUCGCCAUGUUGAUCAUAUUUUGCAAGAGCCUUUGACAGCUCUUAGUGCACUUGUGGGUGCCUCCCAAACCGACCGUGUAAAUGAGUUGGCCAAUAAACACCAUGUUCCGAUCUUUAAAACCACGGAAGAGCUUCUUGCAGCUCGUGCUGAGGGAAAGGUCGUUGUCGAUGCUGCCAUUGUUGCAACCCCAAAUAAUACCCAUGUCCCAAUCGGUAUCCUCCUUAUCGACAACGAUAUCACGGCGCUGGUAGAGAAGCCCAUAGCGGCUGAUAGUUCUUCUACGACAGCCCUACUUGAGGCAUUAGGGAGGGCCAAGGGACGUGGAUCGUCCGCAGCGGUUCUUGUCGGCCAUCAUAGACGCUUCAAUACAUAUAUUCGUGCCGCAAAAAAGGCAAUCACCAGCGGUAUACUUGGCAAGAUUGUUGCGUUCCAGGGGACCUGGGCCUUGUUGAAGGAUCUCAAUUACUUCAAAGACGAGUGGCGUACGCAGGUCGGCACCGGAGGGCCAAUUCUUGUUAAUUUGGUGCACGAAAUCGACAAUUUGCGUUAUCUGUUCGGCGACAUCGAGCGGGUUUACGUUGAGAAAGGCAUGUCAACCCGGGGUUAUGAGGUGGAGGAAACGGUUGUCAUGACAAUGCGAUUCGACAGCGGGAUCGUUGGGACAUUCAUCGUUUCUGACUGCAGUGCAUCGCCGUACAACUGGGAAUCGGCCACAGGCGAGAGCCCAUACAUCCCCAAAUUAGGCCAGUCCGUAUACACUAUUCUAGGCACCAAAGGCUCUCUCUCACUUCCGGAGCUUCGUCGCUGGCAUUACGACUCGGCCAAUGGUAACGGGAGUUGGUACAAUGAGAUGGAAUACGACGACAGUCUUAAGUCAGAGAUCGACGAUGUUAUGCCUCUUACGCUGCAGCUGCAAGACUUUGUGAAAGUGCAUAAGGGAAUGAAGGGGCCCAAUUGCUCGGCGCUGGAGGCCUGCAAAUCUCUGAUGGUCAUUGAGGCAGUUGCAAAGUCUAUGAACACUCAGCAACCUGUCGAGGUCGGAAAGCCGGCUUCGAAACUAUAA
This is a messenger RNA of Morchella sextelata, 1122 nucleotides long. RefSeq lists its product as uncharacterized. The transcript is spliced from 2 exons. The coding region runs from base 1 to 1122 and encodes 373 amino acids. Gene Ontology annotation, molecular function: nucleotide binding. Lineage: Eukaryota; Fungi; Ascomycota; Pezizomycetes; Pezizales; Morchellaceae. The record is from RefSeq and is a predicted model, not a curated record.